AUGUCCGACAAGAAAAUCACACCCCGCGUCUUCAUCAUCCGCCACGGCGAAACCGAAUGGUCACUCAAUGGCCGACACACAGGCACCUCCGACAUCCCACUGACCGAAAACGGCGAGAAACGCAUCCGCGCAACAGGAAAUGCCCUCGUUGGCGACGACCGCCUGAUCGUGCCCAGAAACCUCGCUCACAUCUACGUAUCUCCCCGCACACGCUCCCAACGAACCCUCGAACUGCUCAAUCUCGGCUGCAAAGACCCCAUGCCGUGGGAAACGACAAAACAACACGAUGACAGCAAUGUCAAGACUGCUGCCAAAGUCCAAGUCACGGAGAGUGUGCGCGAAUGGGAUUAUGGCGAUUACGAAGGCUUGACGAGCAAGUAUAUUGCCGAGCAAAGACAAAAGGCCGGACAGCACAAGUGGGAUAUUUGGAAGGAUGGAUGUCCGGGUGGUGAGAGCCCUGAGCAAAUCACCGAGCGCUUGGAUGCUGUGAUUGCAGAGAUUAGGGAAAAGUACCACAAGAAUUCUAUUGGCAAGCCCAAGGCUGAGGCUGAGCCAUACGAUGUGUUGAUUGUAGCACACGGACAUAUUCUGAGGGCGUUCGCGGCGAGGUGGAUCAAUAAGAACAUUGCGGACAACCCGAGUAUGUUGUUGGAUGCUGGUGGUGUGGGUACUCUGAGCUACGAGCACCAAAGUAUCGACGAACCAGCAAUUCUUUUGGGAGGUGGAUUCAUGGUGGACGUGGUCGAGAACGCCGCAGAAGACGGAAAGAAGGACUAG
Molecule: messenger RNA, 777 nt
Organism: Aureobasidium musti
Lineage: Eukaryota; Fungi; Ascomycota; Dothideomycetes; Dothideales; Saccotheciaceae
Source: the annotation of a GenBank genome assembly